Trachemys scripta elegans is the source of this 2708-nucleotide messenger RNA. Its product is annotated as GTPase IMAP family member 2-like. Lineage: Eukaryota; Metazoa; Chordata; Testudines; Emydidae. The record is from RefSeq and is a predicted model, not a curated record. The transcript is spliced from 4 exons. Gene Ontology annotation, molecular function: GTP binding. Bases 300 to 1112 code for a protein of 270 amino acids.
CAGCAGCACGAACGCAUAAGGAAGAUGAACUCGUUCUGGCUUCCAGCAAGUGCUUUGUCUGAUUCUGAGUAAAAGUGAAACUUGUCAUGUAACAGAAACAGCCCUAUAAAUAUCCUGGUUCAAACCCCAGCAGCCCGGGAGGACGCUGCAGAGGCUGGAGGGAGCUCGGAGGCUACAGGAAAAUCACCCGCUUGUUCUGCAAACUGCGGCGGCAGCACAGAGGAAGAAGCUGUUUCAGAUCCCUGUUUUAGAGGAGAAAUCUCAGCCUAUCAAUCACUUGAAAACCUGCCCGGAGCAAUAUGGAUAGAAAGCACCAGAGAGGAGAUGAUGCAGCCGCAGAUGAUGGCAGGAGAUCAGAACUCAGAAUCAUCCUCGUUGGCAAAAGUGGAGGUGGGAAAAGUGCAACAGGAAACUCCAUCCUUGGGGAAAAAAGGUUUGAAUUUGAACUCAACCCAAAGCCAGUAACUUUGACUUGUGAAAAAGGACAAAGGAGCUGGAAUGGGAGGGAGCUUGUGGUUAUUGACACACCUGCCAUUUUUGACCAAAAUGUUUGUGAUACAGAAACAUAUAAAGAGAUUGUUCGCUGUAUCACACUCUCCGCCCCAGGCCCCCACGCUCUGCUGCUGGUGACCCAGGUGAAACGUUACACUGAGGAAGACAGGGAAGCAGUGAAGCGAGUAGAGGAGAUUUUUGGAGUUGAAGCCAUGAGGCACAUGAUUGUCCUGUUCACCCGGAAAGAGGAUUUAGACGGUAAAACACUGCGAGACUAUGUGAGAAAUAACGAAGAUCUUGAAAGGCUGAUUCAGAAGUGUGGGAACCGAUGCUGUGCUUUCAAUAACAAAAUAACCGGAAAAGAACAGGCUGAACAGGUUUCUGAGCUGAUUGAAAUGAUCCAGGGAAUGGUUCAGGAGAAUGGGGGCAGCUAUUAUGUCAAUAAGAUGUAUUUGGAACCUAAUUUAACUGCAAAAAAAGUGAGAUGUUAUAUUAGAGUAAAAAGGAUGAAAGCUUUUUGUAGAAAGUAUAAGGACCUUAUUUGUAUCGGGGUUUUUGUUGUUGUUGUUGUUGUUGCUGCUGCUGCUGCUGUACCGUUCCUGAUCGACCUCGAUCCCUAACAGCCAUUAAUAAAGUCUCAUUGCAGCCUAACCCUCCUGCUUCCCACACCUGCAUCUCAGCUUCUCGGGCACCUCACCCUUAUGUUAGUGCAGCACAUUCAGACAAUGUGAAUAAAGCUAUUUGCAUUUGUUCUUUAUUAACAAUAUAUAUUAGAUAACUUAAAUAUGCUGAGCCAGUUUCUACACUCAGUGACUCUGGAUUUAGAUGGUUUAACUCUGUUAAUUUAAGCGCAGUCAUACGGGUUUACGGCCGUGUAUCAGCUCUCAGCCUGGAUUUGUAAUGGAGUGUCUCCAUUAGCUUCCCUGGAGUACGCUGCAUUUCCAGCCCGGUCACUGAGAGACGAAUUAGGCCCUUUGGCUAGAGCUGUGAGAUCUAUUCAGCUCUCAUGUAAACUUAUAGCAGCUCAAACUGCAACAUCAAACAGGGCAGUAUUUUUACUAAAAAUAAAAUCUCAGACACUUACAGGGCCAAAUUCAGACCAGGUGCAAGUUGGUGAAACUCUAUUGACCUUACUGGAGUUACACCAAGAAUUAAUCUGGCCCCAUUGGUGUAGCCUCUUUUGAUAUUUUGAAAGGCAAACUUCAAAACGCAUCGAAGAUGUGACUAGGAAACAUGGUGAUAUGCAGCACUGCUUUUUACUCUUUUUUAAGAUAUCCUGUCAAUGGGAUUUAGGCUCCUAAGUGCCUAAAUCCCUUUUGAAAAUUAGACUUACACUCAUAAACCCAUUAGGCAUUGCAAUGCUGAGUGCAGCAAGGCCUACAUACCUUUAAAAGUCUGGAUCUAUGUCUACAAGGAAAAUUUAACUUACAGAACCAGACUUGUUUUGUUACAUUUUUAAAAGUGACAGUGCUAAUAAGUUUAUGAAUACUAAUAUAUUAUGGCAACACAGGUCAAUAGGUUGCAACCAAAAAAUUUUUAGCUUACUUACAAAUCUGUGAUUGUUAAAUUAAUUUCUCCAAGAAAACCCAGGCUGUGAGCCCAAAAGUCGCUGAGUUCCAACUGGCAAAGGGGUCACUGUCCAAUAGCAAGUCCCAUCUGACCUAUCUACCACAUGGCUGUCAGAGUGUUUAUAUGUAAUGAAGGUCAUGUGAGAGAUCAAAUGAAAAUUUAUAUCAUAUUGGUCAUCAUAAGCGUUACAUGAUGUAUGUAUGGGAAAUAAUUAAGUUGUAUGUACUAAAACAUGUUGAAAACACGGGGUUUGAUAAACAGGAUUGACAAACAAGUCUUUCCCAGGCAAAGGAAUGUUGAUGUACCUGUCUGCCUAGGUCUCUGAUGUAUCUGAAGAAGUGAGGUUCUUACCCACGAAAGCUUAUGCUCCCAAUACUUCUGUUAGUCUUAAAGGUGCCACAGGACCCUAGGUCUCUGAUGUAAGUCAAGUUUUGUGAAACCAAAUGCAAUGGGAGGUACAUUUGCAUCUGAGCUAAGCAGGAAGAUUAGGUUAGCUGGAGGAUGAAGAAAGCAGUGCUUUUUGCAUUCAUGAAAGUUGGAUCUUGGCCAUGUGAGCCAGUGAUGCUGGGAAAUGACUUUAGGUGAGAAACUGCUUUAGGUAAGAUUAACUUGCUGAAGUUAAGUCCUAGUCUUGUAGAAGCGGGUUG